AUGGCACGUCUUUGGACACCUCUGGAGACAAAUGCGACCUCUGUCCUAAGUCUUUCCUUCACUUUUUUGCAACUCUUUUUGUGGAUAAUUACGUGGUUAUUGUAUGAUGCGAUGACACAUUUUACACUGGAAGGACCAUUUGUGUACUUCUCUCUAACUGGAAGUGUUAAUAACUCCAACCACAUUCUGGCUGAGUUGUGGAAGGAAUAUGGCAAAGCUGAUUCAAGGUGGCUACACUCUGAUCCAACAAUUGUUUCACUAGAGAUUCUGACAGUCUUUCUCACAGGACCAUUAGCUUUGUUGUUGAUUCAUGCCAUUUCUUACAACAAACAUUACAGACAUUUUGUACAGAUCACUCUCUGUGUUUGUGAGCUGUAUGGAGGUUGGAUGACAUUUUGUCCUGAAUGGUUGGUAGGCAGCCCUAGUUUAGACACAAGCUCUGCUUUGUACCUGUGGUGCUAUUUAGUAUUUUUUAAUGGCUUGUGGGUCAUUAUUCCUUUUCUCCUUUUAUGGCAUUCUUGGAAGGAAAUGGAAGAGCUGCUCACUGGUAAAACAUCAGCAACAACCCAAAAGAAAAAGACAUGAAAGCCUAUAAUUUGGCAGUCACACCAUAGGUCAGCAUUAUUUAGCAUUGGCUAGCUACAAGCAUAACUCAUUACAUGCAAUGUUUCCUAUCUCUGCUAGCUUCUACUGUGCACCUGAAAUGCUUUCCAAUGGCCGGUCAGUUCUUCUCAAUAAGCAGCUAAUCUGUUAUUUUUAAGUCUUAAGUUUGUAAUCAUAGUCUACGGAAAAGAUUUUGUGGAGUUUCUGUGUGCACAGGACCACACAAAACGUUUUUUAAAAAAAAUGUUUGCUGCUGAAGAAAUGAGAGUAAGUUGUAAGUGCAAUAACUUUUGAAAUGGAAAUCAGCCGUACAUGUACAUCAUUAUCAGAUUUUUUUAAGAAAAAAUUCAACAAUUUAGGCACCAAAAUUGAUUCUUAAUCUUGGAGAGGAGGCAUUUUCUUCAAGAUGAACAUUUUAAUGUAGUUAGCAGACCAUCAAUUUCACAUAUGGCCUCACUUGUCUGUUCCAGAACUCUCCUGAUCAUAGUUUCCCUGUCACCUUGGCCUGAGCCUGGCUCAGUGCUGUCAUUCUCAGUAGCAUCCUGGUUAGAAUCAACAGAAAACUGAACAUUAGAUACCCUGUACUGUACAUUGUUAACAAUAAGAGUCACUAGGGAACUAGAUUUAAUCAGUCCUUGGUCUGGAACCUUUCUGAUUAAAUGAUUUUUUUUAAUCAUUGUCUUCACCUGAAUAUCCUGAAACUUUUCUCCCACCAAAUGUUCCACAUGAUUUUGAUUAUGAAUAUCUGAAGUACAGUUCAAUCACUAAGUUAAGGAUUGUAAGUAAAAAUAAUUACAAACUCCAAUAAAUCAUAUCAAAACAUA
This is a messenger RNA of Pocillopora verrucosa, 1427 nucleotides long. RefSeq names its product emopamil-binding protein-like. Gene Ontology annotation, cellular component: membrane; endoplasmic reticulum. The record is from RefSeq and is a predicted model, not a curated record. NCBI's taxonomy places the organism in Eukaryota, Metazoa, Cnidaria, Anthozoa, Scleractinia, Pocilloporidae. Gene Ontology annotation, molecular function: cholestenol delta-isomerase activity. Gene Ontology annotation, biological process: sterol metabolic process.